CACCCACCACCUCGGCACCCAGGCCUCCUAGAGUCUCGCCUCUCUGCACUCUCCCAACGGGACUUUCGAGGAACGCCUCGCCCCGAGGGCUCCUUGAACGGAACACCAUGGACCCCAGCGGACCUCUCGGGCUGUUGCUUCUGCCGUUGCUCCUGAUGGGGACCGUGCUGGGCGAUGGGGUUCAGGAGGCGCCAGGAAACAAUGCGGAGAUCUGCCUCCUGCCCCCGGACGAAGGGCCCUGCAGGGCCCUGAUCUCCAAUUACUACUAUGACAGGUACACGCAGAGCUGCCGCAAGUUCAUGUAUGGGGGCUGCAUGGGCAACGACAACAAUUUUGAAACUUGGGAGGCCUGCAAUGAAGCUUGCUGGAGGAUAGAGAAAGUUCCCAAAAUUUGCAGGUUGGAAGUCAAUGAGGAGCAGUGCGGAGAGUCCACAGAUGAGUAUUUCUUCAAUCUAAGUUCCAUGACAUGUGAAAAAUUCCUGUCUAGCGGGUGUCGAAGCAAUGAGAACAGGUUCCGGGAUAAGGCUACCUGUAUGGGCUUCUGUGCACCAAACAAAAAGAAAAGUCCGUCAUUUUGCUAUAGUCCAAAAGAUGAAGGACUAUGCUCGGCUAACAUAACUCGCUAUUAUUUUAAUCCAAGACACAAAGCUUGUGAGCCCUUCACCUAUACUGGCUGUGGAGGGAAUGAGAAUAACUUCGUUAACAUGAAGGACUGCAAACAUGUUUGUGUAAAAGUUUUGAAGAAGGAAAGGAAAAGGAAGAUGCCAAAGCUUUCCUUUCCUACCGGCAGGCUGAAGAUUUGGAGGAAGCAGUCUUAACCUUUUUUCGUAUAUUUCGUCCUGUGAAUGCUAUUGUCUUUAUGGUUGUGCCUGAAUAAUAAUACGGUAAUGUGGGUAAAUGAAUUAUUAACGAUUUACUCACCUGUUUUUAUUGCGACAGGUUACUUUUUUGUGUAUUCCCAUACAUAACUAGCUGCUAUUUAACUGUGAAUCUAUUAUUUUUAAUCUACUAUUCACCUAGAGGAGGUUGAAUUCUUACUGUGCAUAAGGUAAUAAAAACAAAUGUGACUCACCCA
Messenger RNA from Hyaena hyaena (striped hyena), 1075 nucleotides. It is a transcript of the gene TFPI2, whose product is annotated as tissue factor pathway inhibitor 2. NCBI's taxonomy places the organism in Eukaryota, Metazoa, Chordata, Mammalia, Carnivora, Hyaenidae. The coding region runs from base 108 to 818 and encodes 236 amino acids. Gene Ontology annotation, molecular function: serine-type endopeptidase inhibitor activity. The record is from RefSeq and is a predicted model, not a curated record. Gene Ontology annotation, cellular component: extracellular region. Gene Ontology annotation, biological process: negative regulation of peptidase activity. The transcript is spliced from 5 exons.